AUGGAGCAAGUCGCUGCGGCACGGCGACCUGCAGCCGCCACGAGCAGUCAACGACAGGAGCCUGCGUCGCUGAACGAGACACGUCCCACGAGCUUAUCAUUUUUGAAGACUGAAAUAGUGGCGGCAGUUUCUUCCCUUCUCGUUUUCUGGCUAGCCGGUAGAGGCCACCAAGCGAACACUGGGAAGCGUGCAUCGCCACGGUGGCUCUGGCAGUUAUCGCGGGCGCUGCGUGCACUCCUCGUGUACGAGGGCGUUCGUGUUGGGCUUGGCCAAGGUCAGUCGCUAUGUCAGUGGCUGCGGGUGCAACACCAGCGUGCCCAACGACUAGCAGACGCUGUCUCUGACCUGGGCGAGGUCACUGCGGAGGCUGCUCGCGACCUGCGCUCUGCGUUUGCUCCCGAUACUGCGGACGCAGCUGCGACCGAACGUCUGGAGCGCUUGCUCUCUUUGCUCUGCCGAGAACCCGUGCGGUCGCUUCUGGCGGACCUUGUGAGCGCUGCGGUGCGUGCAGCCCGUGAGCACGACACAGCACCGCAGCGGUCUCUGAGCCGGCCAGCGGCGGCUGCGUCGCCACUCGGGCUACGUCCAUCAUUGGUUGCAGUCUUCCGCGAGCUGCACUCGAAGAACACACCACAGGAGGGUGCAACAGCGAAGCUAGAAGGACAAAAGCGUCGCAAUGGGCUUUGGGGGUCAUCGAACGGCACCACCGGGCACUGGUCCACUGAGUGGUUGUCGCUUCUGAUCGAUAGCGGCGAGUCGGGGCUACGUUUCACCCAAACCAUUGUUUGUGCCGCCGUCUCUGAAGCUGUUCGAGCGCAUCUGGCUGCUGACCAGGAAGAACGUUCGCAGAGACGCGCGGCAAGUGGUGUCGCUGAUGCUGCACGGUUUCGUUUCCUGUCGGUGCUUUUGAAUUUCGCUUCCACCGAAGCGGGACGCCGGCUUGUCAGCGAGAGCGUCGCAGCUGCUGUUGCAGCCGCUAUGCCUAUCCUGCUGGAGGAUGGCGGCCAGGAACGUCAUCCUGACCAUGGUCGCUCGAUGGGGGUUGCUUCGUCUCCGUCGCCACGGUUGGCGAGACCGGCUGAUGCGGCACGCGCUUUAGCAGUGACUUUUGCAUCGGAAUGCUUGCCGUCUGAAGCGACACCGGUUCGCGCGCUACAUGCUUCACGAGACCGGGCACCUCUGCGAGACAUAGCGAGUUCGGCGUCGGACCUUGAUCGGACGCAAACGAUGGUGGAGAGCUCGCCAGUGGCGGUGUCGACGACCGCUGCUAGCGCACCGACGUCGCCGUUUCUCGAACGAAUCACCCGAGUGGCUCUGCAAGAGAAGGAGGUUUUAAAGGAGGUGGCCUCUGCGGCAGUCUCUGAGGCAGUACGCUCCUAUUUGCUGACCAUGAACGAAAUGCACUUUCGUCAGCAGCAGCAGCAGCAGCAGCAGCAACAGCGACUUGUGCGUCGACAAGAGUAUUCACCAUCGCUGGACAAGUGUCACACAACGCCAGACAGCGGUGCCAUGAACCGAGCAGAUGGCGCACCUGUUCAAACAGCUGCAAAAAUGAAUGACAUGUUGUCCAGACGAGAUCGUCUGGACCAGGCCUCAACGAUUGCGUAUCAUCCUGCGCUACAGGGCAGUUUAUCGUCAGCGCUCUCGAUGGUGCCGCUGCAUGCCCUUGAGAAGCUCAUCAGUAGCGCACUGAAACGCCUUUUGAUCGGAGGCUGGACGACAUUGCAGCAUUCCACGGCGGUAUUGCAACCGCCCUUGGACGCGCCAAGAUGGCUCUUCUGGUGA
Messenger RNA from Cyanidioschyzon merolae strain 10D, 1785 nucleotides. RefSeq lists its product as hypothetical. The coding region runs from base 1 to 1785 and encodes 594 amino acids. The transcript has a single exon. Lineage: Eukaryota; Rhodophyta; Bangiophyceae; Cyanidiales; Cyanidiaceae. The record is from RefSeq and is a predicted model, not a curated record.